Messenger RNA from Gasterosteus aculeatus aculeatus (three-spined stickleback), 2306 nucleotides. Lineage: Eukaryota; Metazoa; Chordata; Actinopteri; Perciformes; Gasterosteidae. The record is from RefSeq and is a predicted model, not a curated record.
ACACUUUUCAAAGUGACACAAAACAAUGGCGGCGGCGUGAUAUGGGAGUGCGGCAGGACUUCAUGCCUCGGAAGUUAUUUCUACUUAGGCUGUGAUUCAUUCCCGGCGCGGUGUUCGCGUCCGGCGUACAAUAACACGCCCGCUACCAGCUGACGGUCACUUGUCGGGUCGGAGGUUCGCUGGCGGCCGACAUCACGAUGUUCAAGCCCUCAGCCGGGGACCGAAAGUCUCCCAGGCAGGCACAAAGUAGCCUGUGCGGAGCUGGGGACAAAACGAGUCCCAUCAGCGUGGUACUUGUUAGCUCUGGUAGCCGGGGUAACAAACUCCUAUUCCGUUAUCCGUUCCAAAGAGCGGCCGAGUGCCCGGCGUCCCUGUCAGCAAAACAACGAAGUCCAUAUGCUCUGAUCACAACCGGGGAUGUUGUUGAAGAUCCGGAUGGCGAUUCAAGAGAACAAUCUCCACUAACUGACGAACAGUUGGUAGAAGGGUUCUCGGACAUCAUCCUCGCCACCAUUCUGGCCACCAAGUCUGAAAUGUGUGGGAAAAAGUUUGAACUGAAGAUAGACAAUGUUCGUUUUGUGGGUCAUCCUACUCUCCUUCAGCAUCCUUCCAUCAUUCAGGUUUCUAAAACGGACCCUUCACCUAAGAGAGAAAUGCCUACGAUGAUCCUGUUCAGUGUGGUGUUUGCACUCAGGGCGAAUGCUGACCCAUCCGUCAUCAGCUGCAUGCACAACUUGUCCCGCCGCAUUGCCAUAGCCAUGCAGCACGAGGAGCGGCGCUGCCAGUACCUGACCAGGGAGGCCAAGCUGAUGCUGGCCGUUCAGGAUGAGAUCACCACCAUGACCGAGACGGAUGGAAACCCGCAGUCCCCAUUUAGACAAAUUCUCCCCAAAUGUAAACUAGCCAGGGACCUGAAGGAGGCGUAUGACAGCCUUUGUACGACUGGCGUUGUGCGACUGCAUAUUAACAACUGGCUCGAGGUGAGCUUCUGCUUACCCCACAAGAUCCACAGGAUCGGUGGCACCUACAUCCCCCCUGAGGCGUUAGAGCGCAGCCUCAAGGCAAUAAGACCCUAUCAUGCCCUGCUGCUGCUAGAAAGUGAGAAGGCCCUGCUGAGCCAGCUUCCUCUGGACUGCUCUCCUGCGAUGGUGCGCCUCAUCAAAACCUGCUCAGCGGUGAAAAACCUGCAGCAGCUCGCACAAGAUGCCGACCUGGCUUUACUUCAGAUAUUUCAAAUUGCUGCUCACUUGGUUUAUUGGGGAAAAGCAAUCAUCAUCUUCCCGCUGUGUGAGAACAACGUCUACAUGCUGUCUCCUCAUGCCAACAUCUGCCUAUACUCCCCAUUGGCUGAACAGUUUGCCCAGCAGUUUGCUGGUCAUGAUCUGCCCUCCAUGUUGGCCAAGUUCUCCCUGCCUGUCUCACUGGCCGAGUUCAGAAACCCCCUGGAAGCUCUGGCACAGGAGGCCCAGCUGAUCCAGAUGGUGGUGUGGAUGCUCCAGCGCCGCCUGCUGAUACAGCUGCACACCUACGCCUGCCUGCUGGUGGCGCCCAGCGAGGAUGAGCCCGGGUUGAGGGAUGAAGACCCUCCGCUGGCUGCCCGGGUUGGAGGCCGCAGUCUCAGCACCCCUAGCGCGCUCAGUUUUGGCUCCCCGACCAGCAGUGAUGACAUGACCCUCACCAGUCCCAGUAUGGACAACUCCAGUGCAGAGCUGCUGCCCGGUGGGGACUCUCCACUUAACAAGAGGAUGACAGAGACGCUGCUGGCCAGUCUUUCAGAGCGCGAGAGGCAGGUUAUUCUCAACAUCCCCGCUGCACAAAAUCCAGAGGAUCUGCGGAUGUUUGCCAGGAAUCCCCAAAGGUGGGGAGACAAAGACCUCAACAAAGGGAAGGAUCCAAAACAUCAGAGGCUAUUUUGCCACGAGAGAACCGAAGGGGGAGUGAAGGGGAGUCCUCUCAUUGCCACAGCGGCCCAUAAUCUUAGACGCCUUAACUUGGCCGCAGCGUUGCCUUCUGGAUCACUUUCACCUCCAGCAGUGACGCUGAGCAGAGAAUCAUCUGCAUGUGCAGACGGACCAGCAGAACGCAAAGGACUCACUACACCAUGAGUCCGAGAACGUUAUGAGGAAUAACGGUCAAUCUGGGUGGCUGGCUUCUCACCGGGAGGACGACGGGAGCGGUAUUACAUGUGAGAACCACACAUGUUCGGGAAUGCCACGCACACGCGUGUCUACUGUACGUUCCUUUAAACCUGCCCUGAAAUAAAGAAAGCCACAGUCAGGUCCAAGGCCUCAGUGACAGUGACAGUC